GGCUGCACACACUUUGUGAAAGGUGGGACAAGAUCAAUGAAGGAUAACCUGACCAAGUGACAUAAACUUCACACGGCGGCUGUGGCCAUGAUGGAAACGACUAAGUGUGUGAUGGAUGCUGGCGAGGUGCAGACAGAUGCGUUAUUUGCCACCUGAGAUGAGAAGAAAAUCAUGGCUCGGAGCCAUUUGUACCAGGCUGAGCUGAUGAAUUUAACCAUUAUCGAGGGAGGCCGCUUGCUGACGACACACUUGAUGCCCAAGGAAGUGUGUCGGGUCAUCAAGUCUUCCUGCAGGGACUCCGGCUGACUCUUAAUCCACUCUGAAGCCCGACUUGACCCGCCAAACUCCAAACAUGCCACUAGGGUCACUAACUGCUGCUCUCCGCCACGCCGUCGACCCAGCACUUCCUCGCCGCUGCCCAAAGGUAGCUGAUCGUUAGGAGAGGCCAUGAGAUCACAGGGAGGAAAUGUGGAUUAAGGGCACACCAGCGCACCCCAUCACCUGCCUCUCCUCUCGUUCGCCUGCACGGCAAGCAGCCGCAGCGGCACAUUAGAAGCAGCACGCCGACACUCGCUUCCUGUAACCGGUACGAUGGCGGCUCGGGAAGCGACCAGGCACAGCUUCCUGGCAACGUGCUGGCAGCCCAUUCUGAUCCUGAUGCUGGGCACCGUGCUGUCCGGCUCCACCACCGGCUGCCCAUCCCGCUGCGAGUGCAACGUCGCGGAGCGCUCCGUGCUGUGCCACCGCAAGAAGCUCAUGACGGUUCCCGAGGGAAUCGCCGCGGAAACUCGGCUGCUGGAUCUCAGCAAGAACCGCAUAAGAACCAUCAACCCCGACGAGUUUGCCAACUUUGCCAACCUGGAGCACCUGGAACUGAGCGAGAACACCAUCUCCACCAUCGAACCCGGCGCGUUCAACAACCUUUUCGGCUUGCGGACACUCGGGCUCCGUAGCAACAAGCUAAAGCUGAUCCAGCUCGGGGUCUUCACGGGCCUGAGCAAUCUCACUCAGCUGGACAUCAGCGAGAACAAGAUCGUCAUUCUGCUGGACUAUAUGUUCCAGGAUUUGUACAACCUACGCUCUUUGGAGGUGGGCGACAACGACCUGGUUUUCAUCUCCCACCGGGCUUUUCACGGACUGAGUAGCCUGGAGCACUUGAGUCUGGAGAAGUGCAACCUGUCCUCUGUGCCAACAGAGGCCUUCACCCACCUGCACAGUCUGAUCACGCUCAGGCUGCGGCACCUCAACAUCAAUGCGGUACGGGAUUAUUCCUUUAAACGUCUCUUUCGGCUCAAAGUGCUGGAGAUCGCCAAUUGGCCGUAUUUGGAUACAAUGACCCCAAAUUGCUUGUAUGGAUUAAACCUGACCUCUCUGACCGUCGCAAACGCCAACCUGACCACCAUUCCUUACGUUGCCCUCCGGCACUUGGUCUACCUGCGCUUUCUCAAUCUUUCCUACAACCCGAUCCAUACCAUUGACGGGAAUAAGCUCCACGAUCUGCUGCGCCUUCAGGAGUUCCACCUCGUGGGGGGGCGACUCGCCGUGAUUGAGCCCUACUCUUUCCGCGGUCUCAACUACCUGAAGAUUCUCAACGUUUCGGGGAACUCCCUGACCACUUUGGAGGAAUCCGCGUUCCAUUCGGUGGGCAACUUGGAGACCCUGGCCUUGUACGACAACCCCCUGGCCUGCGACUGUCGCAUGUUGUGGGUUUUCCGACGGCGCUGGCGACUCAACUUCAACCGGCAGCAGCCCACCUGCGCCUCCCCCGAAUUUGUCCAAGGCAAAGAGUUCAAGGACUUCCCGGACGUCCUGCAGCCCAACUACUUCACCUGCCGCAAGUCCAGGAUCAGGGACCGCAAGCCGCAGCGACAGUUUGUCGACGAGGGCGCUAUCGUUCACUUCGCUUGCGAGGCGGACGGCGACCCGGUCCCGGCGAUCAUGUGGCUGUCCCCGCAGAAGAAGUUCAUCACCACCAAAACAAUCGGAAGGAUCUCCGUGUUGCCGGACGGUACGCUCGAGGUGCGCUACGCUCAGAUUCAGGACAACGGAACGUACGUCUGUAUCGCUAGCAACGCGGGCGGCAAUGACACGUCCCUGGCUCACCUGCACAUUCACAGCUAUUCGCCCGAUUGGCCCUUCCAGCCCAACAAGACUUUUGCUUUCAUCUCCAACCAGCCCGCAGAAACGGGCGCCAACGACACGCGAGCCAACGUCCCUUUCCCGUUCGACAUAAAGACCUUGAUCAUCGCGACCACCAUGGGCUUCAUUUCCUUUCUGGGAGUGGUCUUGUUCUGCCUGGUGCUGCUCUUCCUCUGGAGCAGAGGCAAAGGCAACACAAAGCACAACAUCGAGAUCGAGUAUGUGCCGCGCAAGUCGGACGCUGGCAUGAGCAGCAGCGCGGCGGAUGCCCCUCGCAAGUUUAAUAUGAAAAUGAUUUAAUUCCAGGAGCGGCCGCGCGAGGAAUUAAGAGAAAGAAAAGGGGAAAGGGGGGAAUUUGUCUGUACUCGGCACUGGAUUCCAAAGGACUUAAGAAGCCGAGCAGGCCAGUCGCUGACUUUCAAACGAGAGGACGGGAAAGCAUGGCCGCCGCAACGAGGCAUUAGUGGAGGUCUGCACGGCUCGUGGUCUGAUUUUAUUGAAAGUCAUGUUAGUCAUAAACAGUCCAUGUUCCUGCGGAUCGAUGCUCGGGAACAAUAUAAUGGACAAGAGUUACACCCAUCCAAGCAGCCAGAAGGCAAGAGGGAGACGGUUUGCCCAUUGAUCUUUUGCGUCUGCAUUUGUUUUCAUUUGCGCCCGCCCAUCUGGAGGCAACAUGUCAAGUUCUGAAUGAUCUCCGUCAGGGCUGAAGUUCAAAAUCAAUGCAUUUCAUCACAACGGUGUUUGAAAUGCCUUUUUUUUUUUUUUUUUGCCCUACUUUUAUAGUCUUGACUCCAACCGCUAAUAGUCUGAUCCGUCAGUGUCACAACCAUUGAUCAGAGAUGCCCUCGUGACUAGAAGGACAUGUCUGAAAAAGAGGACACAUUGUUUGGUGAUUAUUUGGAAAGGAUUGAUGCGCAAAGGAAAAAUGAGGAAAGGAAAUUUGGAAAGAGCCAGCUUGAUCUCUGUGGGAAUGUAAAAUUUGGGAUUAUCCAUGAAAACACGUGCAAAAAAAAAAAAAAAAAGGAUAAAUGUUGAGUAGUUUCUUUUUUGUUUGUUUGUUUUUAGAUGACUUGUGAUUUUUUUUUCCUACCUGGUCAAUGUCAUUCCUAUUCAUCACCAUUGAACGUUUCCAACUUUAAAUAUUCUUAGACAGGUAAAAACCCUUGAGGCGCAAUGUAAAAAAAAAAAAUCAAUCCUGGACAAAUUGAGAUUGGGAAUAAUGAAAACAAUAUUAAAGCAACAGUAAAUUCAUGCUAGGG
Molecule: messenger RNA, 3398 nt
Organism: Hippocampus zosterae (dwarf seahorse)
Lineage: Eukaryota; Metazoa; Chordata; Actinopteri; Syngnathiformes; Syngnathidae
Gene: lingo1a
Product: leucine rich repeat and Ig domain containing 1a
Exons: 5
Coding region: 592-2439 (615 amino acids)
Cellular component (GO): extracellular matrix
Molecular function (GO): protein binding
Source: RefSeq, a predicted model, not a curated record